AUGCGGCGCUGGAAGCUCCUUUCCUUGAUAGUUCUCAUCGUCGUCCUCGUCCCCGUCAGAGGCAAUAGUGAUGAGUUCAGCUUAGAAGAUGCACUUGAUAAUCCACAGAAGACAACACCAUCACAUUCUGAUGAUUUCAACUUGCAUGAUGCCGUUCAGCCUCAUGACCCCAAGCCAAGUCCUCUGCCUUCAAUUCCAAAAGACACUGGCAGCUUUGAUGAUUCAGAUCUAGUAAAUGGCAAUUUACCAAAAGGAGGUGGCGGUGGUAGUGGCAGUAGUGGCAGCAAUGAACGAAAGAGCCCAAGUCCAGAAAAUGACAAAGCAUCUGAGGAUUCUCAGGGAGCAAUAGCUGGAAUUGCAAGUGCUGUAAUUGCUACUGUAAUUGGAGCAGUAUCAAGUUUCAUUGCUUACCAGAAGAAGAAACUCUGUUUCAAACAAAGUGCAGAUGAAGAGAAUGUGAAUAUGGAAAGCCAACGGGGAGCACAAUCUGAGCCACCUGUUCAGCGCACACUUCUGGAGAACUAAAUUAAAGAAAACAUGAUGAAGAAUAGAGCAUUGAAACUGGAUAGAGAGCCUGCAUUCCACCUGGAAAAAAAAAAAAAGGAGAAAAAAAGAGGAAACAAAAAAAUGCGUAGCAUAAACAGCAGAGUCCAAAGAUGCAUGCGAAAACAGUUGUUGCUUGAAACACCUCUGGGAGUGUGACUUAGAUCUGAAUAUUUCUGUGUGAUUAGCCCUGUGAAGCAUUGUUGCACACCAAUAUAUGGCCUUAAUGACAGGAGUGUAGAAGUAUGUUGUGCCUUUACAUUCUUGCCUUUACCCCUGUGACAAACAGGUGUGUCUCAAAUGCAUCCAGUAUGUUAAACUUUUCCUUACCUCUCAAAAAACAAUAAGCAAUUAAUGUUUUGCUAUACCAUUGCUUUCAGGCAAUGCAAACAUUUUUUUAAUAUCCUGUAUGCAGUGAGUGUACCAACCAAACAACUUGGUGUGUGUUGUGGGCACCUGAAAGCAAAUGGCUCACUGUGCAUGAAUAAUGGAUCCGGGUGUGGGUGUUGCUAAAAUAAACUGUGUAGCUGCUUGGGUCAGCCACCAGGGAAGAGAUGCUUGUUCUUCAGCAUCCAAGAAACAGAAAUUCAGCUUUGGGUUUUUGGAUUUUUUUUUUCAUUGCUUCUGUCUGGUACAGAUUCAGAACACUCAAACUAGUGCACACAGACCCUCCAUCCUUUCUGUCUCUUUCUGCUUAGCAAGUACAGAGCUGGUCACGUGUGGAACAACCUGAUUUUCGAAUCAGAACUGUAGUGGGAUUUUGUACAUCUGGUGAGAUUGAUGUUUGGCAGCUGUCUAAACGGUUGUGGAAGUAUUGGGGAGUGGGGUUAAGGCUUCCCUAAUCAAAAAUUUAACAGAAAAUAACAUUGAGUACAGAAGGUUUAUCAUAUGCACUUAAAAGACAGAAACAGUACCACAGGUCAAAAGUACAUGGUAGCAAGACUGACCAGAACAACCCAGCCUCACUCCACAAGCGUCCAUACAUGAAUAUUUUUGGACUUGUGAAAGACUGUCAUCAGGAAGAGGACCUAUGAUUGCAUUCUCAACUGCAAGUGCUCAUGAGCUUUACCGUGGCUCUUGAAAGCCACAGGGAGGGUUCAAGGAGCUGUUGAAGCAUGGAAAACUGCACUUCAUAACAGUUAAAGGACUAAGUCUGGAGUAGGAACAACUUCUGUCUGGAAGGGUCUGACCAAUUCUCUUGGCUUUCAUUCUAAUUGUUUUCAACUGUAAUGCAAUUUUACAAUAUGUGUCUUACUAAUGUGCUUCAGCCAUGUGCAAAGUUCUCCAGAAAGAUGACAUUUUGUGGAACAUCUUAGAAGUCAUUAUGAAUUUGGAUAUUAAACAUGUAAAUAUAUCUGUGCAUUCAAAUAUGAAUGUAUGCCAAGGAUAAUUCAUUUAAGAAUUUCAUGUACAUGUUUCUUAGCUUGCAACAAAGCUUUACACAGAUUUUAGUAUUUUAUGGAAUUAAUUUCUAAACCUCUUUUUGCCCCACUUCUGCUUUUAGUAUAAAAAGUGCUAAAACCUUUAAAUGUGUUAGAGGAUUGAAAAGUAAUUUUUAUAUAAACAUGUGAUCUAUGUAAAUACAAAGAAACUAAAUAUACUGAUUAGCUGCGUGAAUAGACAGGUAUCUUAUAUCAAUGCCAAGUGUCAAGAAAACAGAAAUAAACCAGUGUUAGGAAAAGUAUGGCAGGAGAAGCUCACAUUAGCUUUUAGCUAACCAGACUCUUGAAUCCUUUUGCUUUUGCAAGCCUAAAAAUUGCUCAUUAAAACCUCCUAUCAACAUUGUGAUUUUUCUAAAAACAAAUUAAAAAAAAACAAAACAAAA
Molecule: messenger RNA, 2368 nt
Organism: Indicator indicator
Lineage: Eukaryota; Metazoa; Chordata; Aves; Piciformes; Indicatoridae
Gene: CD99
Product: CD99 molecule (Xg blood group)
Exons: 10
Coding region: 1-525 (174 amino acids)
Biological process (GO): positive regulation of neutrophil extravasation; homotypic cell-cell adhesion; T cell extravasation
Source: RefSeq, a predicted model, not a curated record